AUGCCCAAACAAGUAGCUGGCAUAUUAUUGUAUACAGCAAACAAUUGGACAACCUACUUAAAGCCGGUGCUUGCGGUAACUCAGGGAUUAGCAAGUAUUUGGUGCGUGACGGGCGCACUACAGGGUGUCCCCAAAUGUACGCCAACGGCAUUGGACAGUAUGUUAAACCUAUUUCGAUCCAUUACUGGCAAUGUUGUGGACGUGUUUUGCGGCGAUUAUACCGAGGGCUCAGACAAAUGCGAUAGUCUUGAUAUGAGUCUCACGGACUCGAAGUGA
Oppiella nova is the source of this 276-nucleotide messenger RNA. The record is from the annotation of a GenBank genome assembly. Lineage: Eukaryota; Metazoa; Arthropoda; Arachnida; Sarcoptiformes; Oppiidae.